AUGGCGUGGAUUAGCUCACUAUUCAGUGGAAAGGGGGCUGUGACUCUCAUUGAGAGCGACCAGGUGUACCAAACAAGCUUCCACGAUAACACGCAAGUGUUCGAACCUAUCGUCAUGGCCUCUGUAUGGCAAUUCAACGAUGUUCUUGAUCCCAUCAAGUUACACUCUUGCCUCAAUCGUCUACUCGAAAUCGGCGACUGGAGGAAGCUUGGUGGUCGCUUUAGACGAGUCGCCGGCUCGCGCAAGCUGCAGAUUCAUGUCCCUACUCCCUACACCAGCCAAAGGCCUGCGGUUGCCUUCUCACACGAGGCGUUCAGUAUGAAGCUUAGGGAACAUGCCCUAGGAGACAAGAUCCCCAAACCAACGAAUCAUCCCUCCUUCCAUCCUGCGUCAGAAGAGUUGGGGCCACUGGUCAUUCGACGAGACCAGCCGCAAACGCUCCAAGAUUUCCUCGCCCGAGAUGAGCCAGUGCUAUCGCUGCGCAUCAUUUCCUUCAGCGAUGCUACACUUGUCUCCUUGACAUGGCCCCAUAAUCUGAUGGACGCCAACGGUGUAGGAUUUCUUGUCAAUGCCUGGUCCCUUGUCCUGGCCGGUCAGGAAGACAAGGUGCCGCCCGUCUCGUCAGUUGGGCGAGACAUUCUCUACGAAGCCGCCAGCUCAGACGCCGCGCAGCAAGAGAGAAGCGUCAUUGCCGACUCGCGACUAUCCGGCCUCAGCAUGGUCUCCUUCGCCCGGAGCCUGCUUUGGGACAUGUACUGGAACAAAAUGGAAUCACGUGUGGUACACCUCCCCAAGGAGUUCGUGCAAAAGCUACGUGCCGAGACACUGGAUGAGGCCCAGAGGGAGCAGCAUGGAGCAGGCGGCCCGGAGCCGUGGAUCAGCGAGUUCGACGCCAUCCUCGCGCUCUGGUUGAGCAACCUGGCCCGAUCGCAGUCGAGGCCCAAUUCCCUCACCAUGUGUCUGCCGUUUGACUGUCGGAAAAGACUACCUGGGGUGAUAAGUCAGGAUGACACCCACGUCGAGAACAUGGUGCUGAACAACUUCACGCUCCUGUCGGCCAAGAAGGCCAACGCAUCCGUCGGGAGCAUUGCGUGGAACAUCCGCAAGGAAUUAAUGAGGCAGACAACCCCGGCGCAGGUUCUUGCUGCUCUGCGAACCAAGAAGGAGCAGUGGGACAAGGGUGACAAUGCGGCGCCCAUGCACACGAAGCCAGAGAGCACACUGUAUAUCACAACGAACUGGGCAGCGGCCAAGCACUUCACCGUUGCGCAGUUUGGGCCGGCUGUAGUGAAGCAAGGUGAGACAGGCCAGCAGAGGGAAAAUCCUCUGGGCAGUCCAGCUCUGUAUCACGCCUUUACUGUCAAGCCGGCGUGGACGAACAGGAAUUACCUGAUCACGACUGGCAAGGAUCACCGAGGAGAUGUUUGGCUACAUGGGACUUUCACCUCCCAGGCCUGGGCCCUGAUCGAGAAGAGCAUUGGGCCAGAAUAA
Molecule: messenger RNA, 1491 nt
Organism: Clonostachys solani
Lineage: Eukaryota; Fungi; Ascomycota; Sordariomycetes; Hypocreales; Bionectriaceae
Source: the annotation of a GenBank genome assembly